Pelodiscus sinensis (Chinese soft-shelled turtle) is the source of this 1663-nucleotide messenger RNA. The record is from RefSeq and is a predicted model, not a curated record. NCBI's taxonomy places the organism in Eukaryota, Metazoa, Chordata, Testudines, Trionychidae.
UCUUCUGGCACAAAUACGUUCUUCAGUGCAAUGAGUGCAGUCUCAGAUUUAUCAUCUGCAAGGGGAAAAGUGUAAAAUACACGCCGCCCUUCUGUUCCAAGGCAGUGGAUUAGCAGAGCUCGCUUGCUUUCUUCAGAAAUCUCUAUUGCACCGAUUGCAAGCGGAUAAGUCUCAAACGUAUGGAGCCAGGCAGUACAAGCAAUUGGACGCUCGGCUUUGCAGAAAGGGUGCGGGUGGGUCCAAUCAGCCUGGCCCAUCUCCUCCCCGUCCUUCCUGUUUCCUGUGCUUCCAGACCCCCACAGCCAGUGCUCCCAGUUAUAUCAUUACAAGCGGUAUCUAAAACACCAGACUUCCUCUGCUCGGCCGAGCUCCCGGCUCCCCGCCCGGCACCACCGGCUCAGCAUGGAGCUAACUCUGCUCCUGCCUCUGCUGGGUCUCCUACCAGCCCCCAGUUUAACUCCGGACCAUCCGUACACAGUGUAUCUCCCAGGGGAGAGGGUUAAACUCUGGUGCAAAGUUCCUAAGGAAGGGAAGUCUUCAGAAUGCAGAUUCUUCUACGGAAAAGGGCACCAGGGCCCCAGCACUGUCUUACAGUCUCAUUCAAGUUCCCUGCUGGAGUUCAUGGCUGAGAAGGGACGUGCUGGGACCUACACCUGUGCGUACUCGACACAGGGAUCCAAUCAACGAAUCUCUGAGAACAGCAGCUCCGUCCCCAUCUCCAUAGCAGCCGCCCAGCUCACCGUGUCCCCGCCACAGCCUGUCUACAUGGCAGGGGAAGCCAUGACCCUGACGUGCUCAGCUGCCGGGGUGCCCAGCCUGGCUGGGAUCUGUUUCUACAGGGGUGGAGAGAAAAAUCAACCCCAGGAAAUCCCGUCAAUCCGCAACGGCUCUACGGCCUCCAUCCAGCUGUCGAGUGUGGCCAUGUCGAACGCAGGCGUGUACAGCUGUGAAUACUGGCGCAGUGUGAAUGGGAGAGAGUUCGUAUCGGAGAGAAGCCAAAACAUCCCCAGAGCAGUAACAGCUCGGCUCCCGACCCCACAGCUCGGUGUGUUCCCACAGCAGCUGGGCUAUGUUGCUGGAGAAUCGAUCACCCUGACGUGCUCAGCCGCGGGGGCGCCCAACGACUCCAUGAUCCGCUUCUACAAGGACGACCAGACACUGCUCCCCGAGGAACUCUGCCUCCGCCUGCACCAGGCCACCGCCUCCGUUCGGCUGUCGGCGCCGCCGCAAACCAGCACCUACACCUGUGGGUGCUGGAGAGUAGAGUCCGGGCGAGAGAUCGAAUCGGAGAGGAGCCGACCCAUUUCCAUAGCAGUGACGGGUUCCUCUUCCAAGCUGGCACCGAGUGGGGAUCCCCCGUCUGGACCUGUGAGCAAAGGGCCCCCCCUGCUCCUCACCUGCACGGCCCCCGGGGACACCGGCGAGCGGAGGUUUCACUUCUACAAAGACGGACUUGAGAUAGUCCCCAGGGGCGCAGGGUCUGAGAUCGACGCAGGGGAGCCCAGCUCUGGCUCUGUGAACGUCCCUGUGACCCGCGUCCUCAAGGCCGGUCCCAGCAAUAUGGGCGACUUCACCUGUGGGUAUGAGAAGAAUGUGAGCGGGAGGUGGGUCCCGUCCCCCAGGAGCCAGUCUGUGAACAUCCCCAUGAGUGAGCCCAGGACAG